Messenger RNA from Protopolystoma xenopodis, 414 nucleotides. The record is from the annotation of a GenBank genome assembly. NCBI's taxonomy places the organism in Eukaryota, Metazoa, Platyhelminthes, Monogenea, Polystomatidea, Polystomatidae.
AUGUGUCUAGCGAAGUUCAUCUACUUUAGUAGUGACAAUGUGAAUGCGGUUUCCUUUUGGCUCUUCUGGUAUAUUCAUGUUGAUGCUAUCCUCUUCAUGCCUAGUCCUCGUCUCUCCCACGACGGAAGCCAUUUUUGCAGCUCAAUUCCAACUAACCGUCAUCUGGCCGUCGUUAACGUCCAUUCGUGCAAACAAUUGAUGGUAAAACGAACAGAUCUCCACUCUCAGAAACUCACCCGAAGAUGCGCUCUAUCAGGCAAGAAAUCAUCUUCUCCAGGCAGUCGGGUCUCUAAAGAGGUGGUGAUUCUCUCGCUGGCGAACUUCAAUCUGCUGCCGGCAUGGCGGAGGUGUGCAGGAAUAGGCCAGCCGUCCGGUGGUACAGUGAGCCACGCCCAAAAGGGAAGAAUCGUCUAA